GUCCACACUUUCCAUCUUCCUCUGCACAUCUCCACUUCCCUUUGCUCUGCUCUGCUCUGCUCUUACCGUUCCAUCCCCCUCCCCUAUAAAGUCCUCCCUUCGUUCCACCCUUUUCGCCUCUCUUCAUCUUCCCACCCACCCCACCACUUUCCCUUCUUGCAUCUCUCAGUGUCACUCACUCAUUGUACUACUGAGUAGAUUAAGAAUGUCGAGCGGAAGGAACAGGAUCUCGGAAGAGGAGAUCGAUGAGCUUAUCUCCAAGCUUCGAUCCCUCCUCCCGGAGACCCGUCGGCGCGGCGCCAGCCAGGUGUCCGCGGCGAAGUUACUGAAGGAAACGUGCAACUAUAUCAGGAGCCUGAACAGGGAGGUGGACGACCUCAGUGACCGGCUCUCUGCCAUCAUGGCGACCAUGGACACCAACAGCGCCGAGGCCGAGAUCAUCCGGAGCCUGCUCCGUUCCUGAUUGACGAUAGCUCAGUUAAUAUAAUCACAUCUAUAUAGAUAUGGAAGUCCACAUCUACAUGACCACGUAGAUGUAUAUAGAUAGUGUACGUACGUAAACUCUGUUCGGAGAGUGCGAGUUAGGAAGUAGCAAGCAUCAGUAUUUCCAUUUUCUUGUUCUUUUUCUUCCACUUUGUGAAUGCCUGGCUCGAGUUGUUAUCUCUGCAGACAACCGACCGACAUCUGCAUUAAAAAAAUAGUAAUGCAUGUAAUCAGUCAAGGUUCUACAUGAAUCUAUGGUAUUGCCCAUCUAA
Zingiber officinale is the source of this 755-nucleotide messenger RNA. Its product is annotated as transcription factor ILI5-like. Gene Ontology annotation, biological process: regulation of DNA-templated transcription; regulation of growth. The coding region runs from base 206 to 463 and encodes 85 amino acids. Gene Ontology annotation, molecular function: protein dimerization activity. The record is from RefSeq and is a predicted model, not a curated record. The transcript is spliced from 2 exons. NCBI's taxonomy places the organism in Eukaryota, Viridiplantae, Streptophyta, Magnoliopsida, Zingiberales, Zingiberaceae.